Molecule: messenger RNA, 828 nt
Organism: Merops nubicus (carmine bee-eater)
Lineage: Eukaryota; Metazoa; Chordata; Aves; Coraciiformes; Meropidae
Gene: PECR
Product: peroxisomal trans-2-enoyl-CoA reductase
Exons: 7
Coding region: 1-828 (275 amino acids)
Biological process (GO): phytol metabolic process
Cellular component (GO): peroxisome
Molecular function (GO): trans-2-enoyl-CoA reductase (NADPH) activity
Source: RefSeq, a predicted model, not a curated record
AUGCUAGCUGAAGGAUGUUUCAAUUUUGUCUCUACAGGUUGCAGUGUUGUUAUUGCCUCUCGUAAAUUUGACCGAUUAAAAGCUGCUGCAGAAGAACUGAAUAAUGCAUUUUCUUCCAGGAGUCCUGCCAAGGUGACUCCCGUACAGUGCAAUAUCCGCAACGAAGAUGAGGUAGAAGCUUUGGUGAACUCUACACUGAAUCUUCAUGGGAGGAUUGACUUCCUGGUGAAUAAUGGAGGGGGCCAGUUUGUGAGUCCUUCUGAAGCCAUCCGUGCAAAAGGCUGGGGUGCUGUGAUAGACACGAACCUGACAGGCACCUUCUACUGCUGCAAGGCAGUGUACAACGCCUGGAUGCAGGAACAUGGAGGAGUCAUUGUCAACAUCACUGCUGCCAUGAGAAAUGGGUUUCCUGGAAUGUCGCACACAGCAGCUGCAAGAGCUGCAGUGAAUAACCUUACCAAGAGCCUAGCUUUAGAAUGGGCCCACAGCGGAGUGAGAAUCAACAGCAUUGCUCCUGGACCAGUAUUUUCAGAAACUGCUGUCGCGAAUUAUGGAGAACAAGGCACAGUGAUGUGGUUGAAGUUCAUACCAAAGAUUCCUGCCAAGAGGUUUGCGGUUCCUGAGGAGAUCUCUCCUGCAGUGUGUUUCCUACUGUCUCCAGCUGCCUCUUACAUAACAGGGAUAACCAUGGCCGUGGAUGGAGGCCAAAGUUUAUACAGCCAAAUCCUAGAAAUACCUGAUCACAACAGAUGGCCAUUGCCACCAGAAGGAAAAAAUACUGACAUGCUUAAAAAGUUUCUUUCUCCCAAGUUCAAGCCAAAGCUCUAA